Closterium sp. Naga37s-1 is the source of this 3714-nucleotide messenger RNA. NCBI's taxonomy places the organism in Eukaryota, Viridiplantae, Streptophyta, Zygnematophyceae, Desmidiales, Closteriaceae. The record is from the annotation of a GenBank genome assembly.
AUGUUCAAGAACGGUAGUAUCCGCAGCAGCAGCAGAACCCGCCCCCGCCUCCUCACCAACCGCCUAUCCUCCCAAACACCACGCAUCACAUCACUGCCCUCUUCAUCUCUGGUCGACGCCCUGUGCGCCGCUCUGACCACUGCACGCAGCCCACAAGGCAGGGCGCAAGGGAGAGCACCAGACAGGGCACAAGGGGCACAAGGAAGCAGAGGAGAAAGGCCGGUGAGGGAGGGUGGAGGACAGGCUGUGGAUCUGCUUCUGGAGGAACUUGAGAGGCGCAUGCAGACAGGGGUGGAGAGUGGUGUGGAGGGGUUGGGGUUGGAGAGUGUGCGGUCGGAGGAGCAGCGGAACAGGUUCGGGAGCGUUUCAAGUGAAAAAGGUGUGAGAAGUGGACGGGGAGGCGAAGAGAGAAGGACGGGAGGAGGGGGAAUGGAGGAGGCGACAGGUGGGCACAAGAGGAGCGAGAGGAGGAGGGAGGGAGGAGGGAGUGAAGGAAGGGAGAGGAGCGAAAGCAGGGAGUGGGGUCAGCUGUGUGCACGAGUACUGCGUGCAGCAGCAGUGGCAGGCAACGCAGAGGUGGGGCAUCGUGUGAUGCAUGCGAUGCUGUCAGCCGGUGUGCCUGUUGCGGUGGGCGCACAGAUCUCCUUUCUCCGCGCUUUGUGCAACGCCGGCAGGAUGCAUGAGGUGAGCACACAGCAGGCUGCGCGCACGUUGGAGAUUGAGGCCAAGCCUUGGACUGGCUUGAGAUGCGGGUGCAGCAGCAGGGCGGCAGCAGAAGGCUGGUCACCGCAGGGAGGAGAGGCCAGGGACAGCCGCAGUGCAGCGCACUGUGUGCUGCUCAUGGAGCAAUGUGGCGUGCCCUGUGAUGCCAUCUCCUACACCGAGCUCAUCAAGUUAGCGGGGCUAGUGGGGGACCGAGAGGCGCAUCUCCAUCCCACCCCUUCGUCCCCUUUCCCCCCGUCCUCCCCUCCCCCUCCCCCGCCGCUGCCUCUCGUGGCCCUGUCUGCACGUGUGGUGGCAUUCUCUCGCAUCCCCGGUGCUCUCUCUGACGCACUGCAAGCCAUGGAGGACGUGGAAGCAGCCGUGCUGAGGGAGCUGCAAGGGGGGCACGGCCGGAUAGGCUCCGGGUGUGGCCUGCUGCUGGAGAGAGCCGGUGCAGUGCGGUUGAAGCCGGUGCGGGUCGGGGCGGGAGGAAAGGAAGGGAUUGCUGGGGUUGAGGAGGGGUAUGGGCUUUCUACAGCAGCAGAGGGAGCAGGGGGAACAGUGGGAGAAGUGGGAGCAGGCGGAAGAGCAGGAGCAGCGGCAGCAAGAGGUUUGGAAGAGAGGAGUGAGAGGUCGAGUGCCAGGAGAGGGAUGGGCACGUCGGGAGCACGAGGCACAUGGGGGUGCAACAGGGAGGGUGCAUGGGAUGGAAAGCAGCUGCUGGCGCUCGUUUCUCAGCAUGAGGGGCAUGAGACAGAGGGCGUUGCUGCUGAGACGCGUGGGGAGUCAGAGGGAGCGACGCUGGGUGGAGCUGGGGAAGGGAGCGGAGACGAAGCAAGAGGGGAUUCCAUUAAUCGGGACAUGGGAUUGGGUUUAGGGAUGGGGCGGGGAAUGGAGUUGCAGGGUGCGAAGGAGGGGCGGGAGUGGGAGGCGGUGGAGAUGGGUUUGCGGGUGGGCUGGAAUGCCAUCCUUAAUGCGGCUGCGAAGCAUGCACGAUGGGAUUUGGCUCUGGCUAUGCUGCAACGGAUGGUGCAGUGGGGAGUGCAUCCAGAUGACUACACCAUCAAUGCUCUCACCCGUGCUGCCUUCGCUUCUCACCGACCCACGCUCGCACAGGCCAUAGACGCCCUGCGCCUGUUCCACCAGAUCCGGCAGGGAGGGGCCAGCAACAGCAGCAGCAGGACUGACGCACUUGCUGAUACUGAUGAUGGUGAUGACUAUCAUGAUGAGUAUGAUGACGAUGCUGGGGCUGUCACUCCUUCCAAUGCAGCAGCAGCAGCAGCAGCGGCUUCAAUCUCAUCCGGGGAGCAUGCAACGCGCCUGCGGUUCGCAGGAAACGCCCUCAUCCGCGCGUGCAGCAAGGAGGGCCGGUUUGACGAUGCAUUUCAGGUGUUCAGAGCCAUGCUGGAAGACCAAGUACCCGUUGACACCUGCACUCUGCAGGCCCUGCUGCUGCUCGCUGCUGGCCCCACCACGCCCACUAGAUGGGGCAUUAAAGGGAGUGGCGCGGGUGGGGGAGGCGGAGGGGACAUGGCGGGGGAUUGGAUGGGAGUGGACGGCGGGUGGGAAGUUAACGGGGGAGGAAGGGGGGGCAGUGAAAGUAGGAGACUUGGUGAAGUAGGUGCAGGGGAAGCGGAAGGUGAAUCUAGCAGUGGACGGUGGCAGAGCGGGGAUUAUGAUCACGAGGAUAUGGAUGGAGAGACAGGAGUUUCUGCUGUCGGAUGGAGAGAUGAUGGGGCUGGUGCAGCGGUGGGGGCAUCUUUUGGUGCAGUUAUGGGGGAGGGCGGGGAGGAGGAGGGAGAGGAGGGGGGGACGAGGCAGAGGGAGGUGUGGCGGCGAGUGGCGGCAGUGGAGGCGGCAAUGAGUGCUGCUGGUGUCAGGCACUCUGCUGCAUCUUUCUGCACACUCGUGCGUGUGUUGGGCGGGGCGGGGCUGUGCAGGGCGAUGCAGCAGCACGUGCAGUGGGGGCUGUCCACGCCUGAUGCUGCUGGCCGCCCCCUCACCGACACACUCACUCUCAACACCGCCAUCGCUGCCGCCGCCAGGCUCGGCCAGGUGCACGCAGCGAGGCAGCUGUUUGCUCUAACGGAGCAGCACCCGCACCUCACACCCACCACCGUCACCUUCAACGCUCUCCUCAACGCCCUUGCUGUCGCUGCUGCGCACAGAGGGGCGGGCAGUGCGAGUGCGAAGGGGGGAAGGAGAGGAGGAGACGUGCUGGUGGAGAGGGAUGGCCAGUGGCGGGGAGGAGGGGAUAGGGAGGGCGAGGGUGGUGAGACGGACUCCCAACGUGUCCCAUCUAUUCCCGUCCGACCCACCCACACUGCCCCACCCACACUGCCCCACAUCUCCCGCCCCACUGCUCAUCCACUUACCGCACACCACGUGGCUCGUUCCCUGGGAGCACGGCAGGCGGCAUGCAGUGCGCAAGACUACAAGGCAGCGCAUCGCUUCCUAGCGCGCAUGGAGCAGCACCCUCGCCUUGCCCCUGACCAGACGUCUUACAGCACUGCAGUCGCAUAUGCUGCCUUCCAGGGCAACAUCUGGCACAUGGAGCUGUUCCUGGCGCGGCUGCUGCGGCAGCGUGUGCCACUCUCCUUCUCCGCCCUUGCCUCGGUCGCAGAGGCAUACGCGCAUGCCGUUCCCCGCAGAAUCAACCAAGUCACACCUGCCACGCUAGCUCUCGCCGAGCAUUCCCAGCAGGUGCAGUGGGAGCAAGGGGGCAGUCUUGAGGGAGGCCAGGGGGAGAGCAAGGGGAUUGAGAAGGCAGAGGAAGGGAGGCGGGGGAGAGGGUCAGAAUUGGUGUCUGGUGGGGAGGGGGAAGGAGGAGGGGUGGCUGUGAGGAGUGAGGAGGGACGGUUGAUGGAGUUUGCAUGGCAGCUAGCAGCAGAGGUGGAAACGAGCGGUGAAGACGAGGAGGAAGGGGGUGGAGCAGCGAGGAGAAAAAGUGUGGUUGGAUGGAGGGCUCGGAUUGAGGAGCAAUUACAACAGUGGGAAUGCUCCUUGAAAUAG